AUGGAACAGGAGGAGGCCCCACCACCGCCUUAUGCCGCCGUUGAUCCAUUAGUUGCCCCGACCAGCAAUAGAAAUAGCAACCAGGCUAAUGCCAAUGGCCCAUCGCGUGCGAAUGUUUCAGGUCCUUCACCGGAGGCAGGUGGCUCCUCCUCGGCAGCCUCCUCCGUUGUCCCAGCCCACUUCGUCUCCGCCGCAGGCUACUUUGAGCAGCGGCCUGCCACAGGGUUGGACGAGAGCCAAGGCCUGCUGGACCAUCAUAUGACGAUAUAUCCUCGCAGUCAAACAAAAGACUUCCCUCGAAGACCUCGUUGCUGGGCGACGCGGAUGAACGAAGUCUUGCAGCAGGACUGGGACACAUUUUUGCGAUAUCUGUUCCCGCCUCAAUUGGGCCUGGCGGCUACGUCCCAAGAUCUCCCGAGACAACUACGGGCGGAGAUCCAGCGAGACCGAAAAGAUCGACCUCAAGAGACGGAUGAGCAACGACGGGCUCGCAUUGCUGUCGUGGUGGACGAAUGGAAUCAGUGUUUCUUUGAGGUACGCGGCACCCGAAUCGUCUUCGUAUAUGUUGGGGAACCCGACGCUGCGCCAUCAUCUGCCCUCUGUCCCCGCUGCUAUCCAGCAGCGACAAAGGCGACUCAGGGAACUGGUGCUGGGGCUGGUGCUGGUGCGGCUACAGAUAGCAGAGCGCAGAAUACUUCCGAGUCUGCAAGUGGCCAGACUACCCCGUCGCCCACAAAUUGGUCUGCUCCGCCGGUCCCCAUGAUGCCGCACCCACCAAUGCCUUUUGGACCGCCGUAUGGGGCUCCCCAAUUUCCUGGUCAUGGUGCACCCUCAAAUCAUCAACUGCCGCAGUACUAUCCAUAUCCACCACCUGGAGCCGCUCCAUGGGGACAGUGGAACGGUUGGGGUUAUCAACAACAACCACAAUAUGGGAAUACUGGUACUAGUAGCGGCAAAGGUGGGUGGCUCUCGGAUCUCACUUCUAAAGCACAGAAGUAUGGCGAGCGUUUGGAACAUUACGGCAACCAAUUCAGUCAACAUGCCAUGAACUAUGGCCGACAAGUGGAGGAGCAAGCUCUCGCACACGGCCGCUGGAUCGAAGAGCAGGCAAGGUUUGGGCGGAAGCAACCCGCAUAUCAAGGCUACCCACCUUCUGGCUACGCUCCAUAUCCAGCUUGGAAUCCCCCAUACACCGGCACAAUAUCAAACCCGGCUACUCCUACAAGCAUCCCUACUAGCAGCCCUACGCCGCCCAGUCAACCAACGUCGCAGCCCACAACCCAACCUGCGCCCCUCUCCAAAGAUGACGAUAAACCUCCCAUUGAACAAACACGCCGCAUAUCCAUAGUAUCCACCUCAUCCGAGUCCUCCCUAAGUUCAAUUGAUUCGCUCUCCACGACCUCGGACCUAAGCGCCUCGGACCUCACCACAGUCCGCACACAACUCCAAUCUCUCGAUGACAGGCACGACCGCAUCUUAUACGACGCAGCCGUCGAUCUCCGACAACAACUAACCACUCUCCAAGAAUCCCGCCGCGAAGCCCGCGCCUCCGGCCGCCGGAACUGGCGCCCAGGUACCCGCCCCCAGCAAACCCAGCCAACAGACAGCAACGACUGGGGCCGGUGGGAAUCUCCUGAGCAACAGCAACGCGCAUCCAUAGACCGUCGCGCCAUGAAGGAGGAGAUGCGCGCCACGCGAAAGGCAUUCCGAGACGUUGUCAAGCGGGCGAGGGAAGAACAGCGUGCCCGCCGGCGCGUGAAGCGCAACCGCCGCCGUCAUGGGCCUGCGCAAGCCGAUGAAAAGGCGAAGGCCAGUGCCAAAGACCAACUGGCUGCUCUGGAUGGCAAAUUGAAAAACGUGUCGCUAGACGAUUCCCCCGCUCCGCCUCUUGCACAGCCUCAACCGCAGCGAUUCCCUGUGCGCUCCGAGACGAGCUCGGAAUUCAACAGGAGUAACCUUCAUACUCCUUCUUCUGCCUCACAGGCUAGCGUACAUGAAACGCCGGCCGAAGUCCCAGAUAAGAAGAAGGGUGGAACCCCGUCUCGUAUAAAGGAUAUUCUCAAACCGCGAUCCAAGAAGCGGGACGAGGAUAAGAAAAAGGACGGAGCCUGA
Messenger RNA from Penicillium manginii, 2112 nucleotides. RefSeq lists its product as uncharacterized. The transcript has a single exon. The record is from RefSeq and is a predicted model, not a curated record. NCBI's taxonomy places the organism in Eukaryota, Fungi, Ascomycota, Eurotiomycetes, Eurotiales, Aspergillaceae. The coding region runs from base 1 to 2112 and encodes 703 amino acids.